Molecule: messenger RNA, 3005 nt
Organism: Eurytemora carolleeae
Lineage: Eukaryota; Metazoa; Arthropoda; Copepoda; Calanoida; Temoridae
Product: protein Ycf2
Exons: 12
Coding region: 341-2107 (588 amino acids)
Biological process (GO): signal transduction
Source: RefSeq, a predicted model, not a curated record
UUGUGCGCGGAGCUACGUUCUAUGUGUUAAAAAUGCGCGCGCUAGUGAGUACUUUCUUGGCUUUAUUGUGAAAUUAUUUUGAAAAUUAUAAAUAUCAGAAUCAAACUGAAAAGAGGAAAAGUGACUGGGGCAAAGUGUCUGAUCAGUUCCCUGAGAAGUAAACUACCAGUGAAACACAAUAGAUAUUAAAUAAAGUGGACAAAAGAAGAAGUGAAGCCUGCUUAUUAGCUAGGCGGUCAGAACACAGUUUAUGCCAGGGAAUAGAAUGGGAUGAUGAGGACAUAAACUUGAAAACUCUAGAUUGAGGAUACGGGUAAAGAAGACAGUGAGAGAACCUGAAAUGGCCAACAAUCCAUCGUUAGACCCAGGGAUAGAAGUUCCCUUCUGGUUGAACAAUACACAGAAAUGGAUAUCCGGCAUAAACUCAACCACAAGCUGUAGUGACGUCAUCAAAGCCCUGUUGUCCGCCUCGGGGCGGUUAAAAGAUACAGAUUCCUUGGAUAAAUUUGUUCUGGUUGAGAGAUGGCGGAGAGUUGAACGCCCACUAAAGAAGGAUUCAAGUUUGCUAAAGAUUUACUCCGCCUGGGGUGAGGAGGCAGCCGAAGUACAAUUUAUUCUAAAGCGAGUAUCAAACCGGAGACCUGAACGGCGGAGAGUGAGACGGGUGAACAGCAAGCUGGUCAAACAGCUGGCUCAGCUUGAGUCUAGGCAUCCCAGGCAUACCUCAGAUACUGAAUCCGAGGUUUCAAGUUUCCAAGACAAUGUGCAGGGUUUACUGAAGAUUAUAAUAAACCAACGUGAGACGAUCCAGCACCAGCUGCAUAAUCUGAAAGCCAAGGAUUUCUAUUUGAAGAGUUUAGACAGGUCUUUUUCUUGUUUGGAUGGACGGGAGUAUGUUCUUAGAAACUACCUGGAUCAAAUACCAGAGCAUAGCGAGGAGACUGGUGAGGAUGAGGAGGAUGAGGAGGAGGAUGGUGAGGUUGAAGGACGGGAGGAGGAGAGUCAAGAUAGUGGAUGUGGGAGUGGGAAUGAUACUCAGGAUAGCAGUAAUGAAGCUCUGUCUCCGAACCCUAACCUGGAGAAACCUCUCAUUGUCUCGGAAAACCCCGGUUUCUCCUCAACCAAUAACCUUCCGUCCUACACAGACAGGACAGACAAAGAGGACAAAUUGUUUGGACACCAGGACCACCAGGACCGAUCUCUUGGGGCCCUGGACCAUGAUGAGAAAUCCCUGGGGGCCCUGGAAUCACUGUUUGAGAAGCUUUUUCACCUCAAUAGGAAACUCGAGAUUCAGGAAGAGGAUGUGUUCCGACUAACAGUGCAGAUGGAAACCAUUCUGGCCUCAGAACAUACAACAAACCUCAACCCAGAACAGGAAAUGUUGCUUGAGCAGGAACUGUGUGUUGCCCAGGAAGAACUGGACUGUAUGGCCAGGCUUAACUCAAGACUUGGAUAUGAGAUUAAGAGGAAUGAGUUGGCACUAACAAAUAUGAUCAGGAACUACGAAGGUCGGAGGCAGUUUGCGGAGAGGUUGGAGAAUGAAAAUAUCCGGCAGCCCCGGGACCUAGAGGAGGAUAAGGACCGAGGAUUGAGGAGGAUUGUUGAAGAGUCUGAGUAUGAAGUGGAGGAGGAGGAAGAGGAUGGGGAGAGUGAGAAUGAAGAAAAAGAAUUUGUAAGAUUUGAAGAUUCCGAUAAAUUAGAACUUUUCCCAGUUCUUGAUCCACCCCAGGAGUUUCAAAACUGUUUAUCCCCUAGCGCCAUUUACGAUAUGACGUCAGGUUAUGAAAGCUCACAAGUACGGUACAUGGAAAACCGGUUUCCGUUGAACUAUGAGAAACCAGUGAUUAGAGCGAGUGUAGCGAGUCCUGCAUACUCCCAGGAUUCAAUGUCGUCUCAAAUGACGUCAUCAAGCGCAACGGAGAAAUCUGUUCGAUUCUCCGACAGAGACUAUAUUCUGUCAACCCCGGAGCCCCAACCUUACUCCAGGGAAGGUGGACGAGACAGCUCCGAGACCGGAAGUAGGGUGAAGGGUAUAUUGAAGUGUGAUGGUCGAGUACCGGAUGUAACCUCUUUUAUGUUGGAUAAUGAGGACGGCACACUUGUCUAAUUAAUCUUUUUAAUUAUUUUUACUUUAUAUGCCGUCUAUAAUUAUGAAUUGUACCUGGGCUAAACACUAUUAAAUCUUUAAUAAUAAUAAAACAGAAGAUAGUAAAAUAUCUUUAUUAUUUUCUAUAUGGUCACAGAUUUACAAAAAGAAAAUAGAAAUUAACAAAACUAUUUCUGAUUUCUUUGAUCUGUGCAGUGUGCACGUUGUGCGCAGAUUUGUUCUAUAUGCAGGCAUAUACUUGGCCUUGAAUACUUGGCUUGUUUUACAUGCAUAUUUCUGGCGGGAAAGUCUACAUACUUGAGACAAUGAAUGAUUAGUCGGCUAACCAGCUCCAAACUAGCUUUUUAGUUAUUUACUCACAUUAUUAACUUAUAUCACCUCAUUUAUUGGAUCAAUACUAUCGAUUGAAAUAUUAAGAUUUAGAUUAAAAGACACUAUUUUCCAAGAAAACACCCAAGUGGCAUCUCCCAAAAGUAAUUCUUUGAAUAGAUUAUUAUAAAUUAGUUGAUAUUUUCCCCCAAACCAGUAUCAUAGCUCCAUCUAAAUUCAACAAAAUCUUACCUAAUCCCUAUUUGGAAAGUAACCUUUUAAUGCUAUUAUUGAAUGUUGUUUAAAAACUGCAUUAUAUACAUAGUUUUAUUUCAUGUUUGAAAAAGAUAUUGACAAAAUCUUCACUUUUUUAAUUCGAGUUUAAAAAGUAUUUUUAUUCAAAGAUUAGAAUAAUGAACUUGUAAACAUUUUUUGUAAAUUUUCAAAAUUUCUGAAUACCACAAGACCUCAUUUUCCAGUCUCUUAAAAUUCUGGUUUAUUAUAAAACUAAUCUAAAUAUGAGUUGUAAAGUGAGUUCUAGUCAGAAAGUAAACUGUGAUAUGUAAAUUAGAAACAUUUUUUGUACAUU